AUGGCCGAGACUUCGUAAGUUUUUUUAAUGGAACAAAUUAGCGGACUCCCGCAAAUUUUUCUGUCGUUCCCAGCUUUAAUUCCAGCUCGUUGUAGCUGGAAUUGAAGGGAAAACCACCAGAAAAAAAAUUUUCGAAAAAGUUAAACUUGGCCCCCGUGUGGAUUUUUGGAAAAAACCGAUUUUUUCGACCCCCUCCCCCAGACUAAAAACCGUUGCAGAUUAAGUCGACCGACACGCUCCGGGCGUCCUAUGACCUGGUCACUGCAUGUAAUUUUAUUUUAAACAUGCUAAUUUUAAUACAGUUGAUUAUAUUUUAAAAACUAGGCUCGGGCCUGCGGCCCUCGAAACCUAAAUUUUGAUAAUAGAAUUGGCUUUUAUAUUCAAAUAGUUUUAUCAUUUCACAUGACAGUAAUAAAUAACCUCGGGCCUCCGGCCCUCACGUUCUAAAGCAGUUUUUGCAAAUCCCAUACCAUCCCCAUGCUAUACCCAUGCCACACCCAUGCCGUACCCGUACCCAUACCCAUGUCUAACCCUUGCCAUACCCGUGCCCACGCCAUACCCAUGCUAUCCAUCCCCAUGCCAUACCCAUGUCAUACCCAUGUCAAACCCUUGCCAUACCCAUGCCAAACCCUUGCCCAUACCCAUGCCUAACCUUUGCCAUGCCCACGCCAAACCCAUGCCAAAGCCUUGCCCAUACCCAUGCCUAACCUUUGCCAUACCCGUACCCAUGCCAAACCCUUGCCAUAUCCAUGUCGUAUUCGUACCCAUGCCAUACCCAUUUCAAACCCAUGCCAAACUCUUGCCCAUACCCAUGUCACACCCAUGCCAUAUCCGUUCCCAUACUUUCAAUUCAAAAUAUAUAGUACCGUACUCUAAUAAAAAAGUGAAAACAAAAAUUUUAUUUAUUUUGACAAAAAGAAUUUCGAAAAUAAAGCUUGCUUAUGAAUUGGUGUGAAAAUUACAAAAAAUAAAAAUAACAGAGCGGUCGUUUUUUAAAAUAGUUUACAAAAUAAAAUGCAUUUCGAUGUAAUGAUACCUUUACUUAAUUUUUUAGAAUUGACAAUUUGAAACAACAAGAGUGCAAAAAGCUUACGAACUUGAUCGACGUUGGCAAGACCUACGUUCGAGCUUUCAACACCAACGUUCCAGAGAAUUGGAUGAAUGAGUGCCGAAACAACCUGGAGAGCGCUAUAGAGGAGUUAAUCUUGGUGCGCUACGAACUCAUAAAAAAAAAAGAUUGCUAGACUGAUUCCAGAGGAGCCCGUCCCAGCCAAUUUAAAGGUAAGUUGCGCUUUUUUGUUUAUUGUUUUGCUUAAUUUUAUUAGAAAAAGCGUCGUAAAAAACUAAAAACUUACAAUAAAGUAGAAAUCUUAUUUUUUCUCUUUACAGUAAAUUACGUUUAGUGCAGGUGAAUUUUUUUAGGAGAGGGAUACGUUGCCCGGAAUUCGCCGUCGCUCACGAAGCAAGGACCCAAAGUGA
Molecule: messenger RNA, 1479 nt
Organism: Bursaphelenchus okinawaensis
Lineage: Eukaryota; Metazoa; Nematoda; Chromadorea; Rhabditida; Aphelenchoididae
Source: the annotation of a GenBank genome assembly